This is a messenger RNA of Vanrija pseudolonga, 2564 nucleotides long. It is a transcript of the gene Topbp1, whose product is annotated as DNA topoisomerase 2-binding protein 1. Lineage: Eukaryota; Fungi; Basidiomycota; Tremellomycetes; Trichosporonales; Trichosporonaceae. Gene Ontology annotation, biological process: mitotic G2 DNA damage checkpoint signaling; mitotic DNA replication checkpoint signaling; DNA replication initiation. The transcript has 7 exons. The record is from RefSeq and is a predicted model, not a curated record. The coding region runs from base 12 to 2438 and encodes 808 amino acids.
CACCCACAACAAUGAACCGUAGGGGUCACCUGUCCCACAAGGUCCCCAACGUCAAGUUGCGGCCGGCGCCAGAGCGCAGGAGCAACAGAGGGCGCCAGACCAUCCCGGACAGCGAGAUCUUAGCCAGAGCUAUGGAGGAAGACUCGUCAGACGACGAUGCCGCCGGCCCAUCGAUCGACAAUGCCAACAGGCCGUGGAAACACGUUACGCUCACCUUCACCGGCGUCGAGGACAAGCCCGAGCUCGUCAAGCUCGUGCGCGAACUCGGAGGCAACAUCGAGAGUGCUCUGACCCAGACGGUCAACUAUGUUGUUGCCGUGGGAUACACGUCGCAGAAGUAUAACUACGCUGUCGAGCAUAGGAUCCCGGUCAUGGCGCCGUCGUGGAUCCGCGAUGCGCAUGCCCAGUGGAUUAAGGGAGGGGAGCUCGACUUCGCCUCGAGCGUCGAGUCGCACCGCUUGCUGCCGUUCCUCGGGCUAAAGAUCUCCAUCACCGGCAUCGACCAGCUCGACCGCAGGAAACAGAUCAUCAAGCUCAUCAAUCAGGAGGGAGGCGUGUACAGCAGGGACCUCGACAGGACCUGCACGCACCUCGUGUCCGCGUACCCGACCACGGACCCCAAGUCCAAGCAGAGCGAAAAGAUCAAGUGGGCGGUCAAGGAGCUCGGCGACCGUGCGAUGCAGCGCCGCCGCGGGAAACGCUUGGACGACCCAGACAUGUGCAUUGUCUACGAGUCGUGGAUCUGGGACUGUGUCGGGUUUCACGGCCGGUGGAGUGAAGACGCCUACGACGCCCGUAAGCCGCGUCGGGAUGGACGAGUACGACCCGAGGAUGUUCUCGACGGCUCCGUGUUCCGCCAGCCUGAGAAGGAGGAGGUGCCUCUCGACGAGGAGGAGCUGCAGCCUGCCGUGGCUCGAAAGCGGAAGCGUGGGGGCAUUGACGACCUCGUCGGAGAACUGUUAUCAACAACAGAGCCCCCGGCAGAAGCCAAGCGCGCAAGUCCGACGGUAGACCAGAAACCUGGGGUCAUUGAACUCGAUGAGCUUCCUCGACGACAAACAGCCGCCUACGACCCUCAGGCUUCAGUUCUCCACGCGACCAAGUCGGGAGCAUUCGACAAGCCAGCAGCAGCCGGUCCGUCGAAACCGGCCAAGAUCGACACUCCUCCCAGCGAUGAUACUUCGCGAACGUCGCCCCUGCCAAUCUUCCACGGUCUGAGAUUCAGCCACGCCAUCCCUGACGGUUAUCAAGGGCUUGAGAAUGCUUUGAGACAGCACGGCGGCGUCACCGUCAGCGAGGCUGACCGCUUGGCUGGUGCCCCAGUGGACUAUGUCAUCGUUCGACUCUCGGCGCGCCUCCGGCCACCGAUGCCAGAACUACCCACGGGCCAGACAGCACCACAAGUCGUAACCGAGUGCUGGGUGGAGGGCUGCUGCUUCUCCCAGCGACUAUUAUCUCCGGACGAGAACCUCGUUUUCCAGCCCGUAAGCUUCACACGAGCAAUCCCGGAAGCCGAACCCUUCCUCGUCCACAUUUCAGGCUUCUCAACUGAAACAAAUGUGUACCUGCGGCGACUGCUGCGGACUAUCGGAGGAACCCUAUCUGAGAGGCUCAACAAGCAUGCGACCCAUCUGGUGUGCGCGUCGCCAGCGGGACUCAAGUACGACAAGGCGAAGGAGUGGGGCCUGACUGUUGUGCGGGAUUCGUGGCUCUGGACAAUGGGACGGACGGGUGUCAUGGAGCCUGCAAGUGCUCACGCCCACGAUGCCCCUGCCCCCGCUGCCACUGCUAGUGCAAGACAGACGACGAACACAACGACCUCGUCUGGUCUCGACCCAAGCCUCCCACCACCCGAGGGUGGCGCUCUGCGCGGAACACCGGGAGCUCGGUCACUCAAGCCUACUCCGACGCAUGUGGACGUGAUCCCGGACGCAGAGCACGCCAACCCUCUGUCACCACCGAAGCACGCGACCGAGCGAAUCCUCAACCGCGCCAUCCUGAGUCCUGGACGCCGAACCGCAUCCGCCCCAGAGUCUUCCCCGCUCGGCUCACCCGCUAGAGCAUCCGACCUCAAGGCGUCGGCCACAGUCGGCGCUACCGGCACCCGAGAUGACUUCACUGCAGCCUUGCGCAAACUUGCCGAGGACCCCGCGCCCCAGCGUUCCAAGCUGGUCCGCCGUGCUCGAGUUAGCUCGACAAAGUCAAAGGCCGUGGUCACGCCGACCGCAGGCUCUCCUUCCACCUCGCCCGUCAAGUCGCCUGCGAAGGAACCCGUGACCAUGCUCGGAGUUCCGCCAGCAGCGGUGGAGGACGAGUCGAUGCGGGUGACCUAUGCGGACCCCGUAUCGGAGAAGGAGCGCCGCCGCUUGGUGGACGCCGUGAUGCGCAGCGGGCCGAGCCCCUCCAAGGCGAGCCCAUCUAGGCGACAGAAACUGUAAUGCGGCGGUGGUGCACCGCCAGAGUGGGUUGGAGUGGGGUGUGGUCCCUUGUGAAACGUCUGGUCGCCUGUCCUGCCAAGACAUGACCUGCGAGACUGUGUAGUCCUUAUGCUUACGCCGCUAUGC